Neoarius graeffei (lesser salmon catfish) is the source of this 1801-nucleotide messenger RNA. RefSeq names its product G2/M phase-specific E3 ubiquitin-protein ligase-like. Bases 471 to 1685 code for a protein of 404 amino acids. Lineage: Eukaryota; Metazoa; Chordata; Actinopteri; Siluriformes; Ariidae. Gene Ontology annotation, molecular function: ubiquitin-protein transferase activity. The transcript is spliced from 8 exons. The record is from RefSeq and is a predicted model, not a curated record.
UGGGGUUCAAGUACAACCUGGGCUCUUUGCUGCAUCUCAUCUGUUGCUUUCACAUAAAGUUAAAUUAUGAAAUGAUAUAUUUUAAAAAGUUAUCCUCAACUAAAUAACAGAAGUAAACUGAAGUUGGUUGAACAGAGAAAAUGACACAUUGUAAAUUUGUGUUCAUACAAAUGAUGUAUUGACACUAAAUAUUUUCCUUGUACUCUAGUGUGCUCUUUUAGCCUCAACAGAAGUUUCAUGUACAGUGUGUUUUUCCUUCCCUUAGGUUACAAAUCCUGCUGCCAUGCUACAACAAACUAGUUGAGCCAUCCCUUACCCCCACACAGACUUUGAAUGGAGACCUUGUGAAAAAACUGUUUCAUCAGAAGUCCAUUUAUGUCAGGCCUGACAAAAUUAUUUUAAUCAUGUUCUGAUGGAGAAAGAAGCUGUACAAACGACCCUGGUUUGUCAGAAAUAUCUGACACUGACAAAUGUGCACAUACCUUGACUUAUUUGAGGAAGAAUACCUCUCUGAUGACCCUGAUCUCCAGGAAACCAUUUCCGGGUCUUUAGAUACCAGCACAAGUGAGAGUGAUUUAAAGAUGACUUUAGAGAGAAUAAUGGAGGAUAUUUCAUCUAGAGUAAAUCAUGACAGCACCAUAUGCUUCAAUAUCAUAAGAAGAAGUGUGUGGGAUGGAGCAUCCAGAGCCAUGAGCAGAUCCAAUUUUUCACCCCAGAGGGGGGUAGAUGUCAAGUUUACUGAUGAUUAUGGAAUAUCUGAGGGUGCCGUGGAUAAUGGAGGACCUACUCGGGAGUUUUUCCGACUCUGUCUUCAUGAAAUCAAGGACAAAAUUGGCAUCUUUGAAGGUCCAUUUGAUACCAAAGUCCUCACAUGCAACUCCAGAGCAAUGAAAGACAAUGGAUAUUUCAAUGCUGGUCAGAUUAUGGCAAUGUCAAUUGCCCAUGGAGGACAGAGUCGAUGUUUCCUGUCUGAACUCUUAUAUGAGUGUCUUCAAAAAGGUCUGGACAAUGUAAAGGUCAAAACUGAACAUAUUACUGAUGAAGAAACAAGGUCACAGGUGCAGUCAAUCUUACAAGCUGAGACAGAAUCUCAAUUGCAAGAUGCAGUUGCACAGGCAUCCAGCUUGAUUAGUCUUGCAGGUCACAAUGUUUGCAUUACACUGCAAAACAAACAAGAGACUGUUUUGGACUUGACUCACUGGUAUGUCCUCCAGCGGACUCGUGCACCUUUUGAAAGGUUCAGAGAUGGCUUAAUGUCUCUAGGUGUCCUAGAUGCUCUCCAGAGACACCCUCUACAGAUGAAGUGCCUUUUUGUGAAGGCUGAAAAGAGAUUAACAGCAGCUGAAAUAGAGAAUCUCUUCCGGAUCAUUCAGUCUGAAAGAGGGAGUAAUGGAUUCGAAGAAGAGUGCCGUACCCUGGUUUUCUGGCAAGACUACCUUCAGGAUGCUGAAUUUGAAAACAAUGUCCCUCUGGAGGAUAUUCUUGUUUUCCUCACUGGAUGUGACAGUGUUCCAGCACUGGGCUUCUCUCCAAAGCCAAGCCUUGAGUUCAUUACUCAUUCCCGGUUUCCACAGGCAAAUACUUGUGGAAAUAUUCUUCGCAUUCCGGUUCAUUCUGAAUACACUGCUUUCAAAUCUGACAUGGAUUUUGCCAUAUGCAAUUCACCAGGGUUUGGAAGAGCGUGAGAUGUAAUAUUAUGGAGGGCUUUUAGAGCUUGAAUUAUGAUGAAGAUGUUUGCUUGUUUUUCAAAAAUAAUUGCUGCUAUUUCAUUUUGUUUUACCUAUAGACAGUAUUUACUUGA